GUUAGAUCGUCUUUUGUUUCAAAGCAGGAAGAAGAAAGAAGAAAAAGUCAAAGACGAUACACACAACAAUGGCGUCAUCCUCAUCCUCCUCCUCUUACCUCCUCCUCCUCCUCGCGAUCAUAAUCUCUUCCCUUUCAAUCUCCGGCAUCGCCGCUCGCCCUUGCAAAACCUUCCUCAUCUCCUCCUACUCCCUCUCAAUAACCCCCAACCUCGAAUCAUCAUCCCAACCCGAUCUCUCCUCAACCCGACUCGUCACCGUCUUCACGAUCCGCCGUCUCUACCCCGUCCCCUUCUUCGUCGAUCGCCGCCACGGACUCCUCCCUUCCUUUGCCGCCGCCGCCGAGAAGCCUCGGAUCCGAGAGGAUCAUCCUCGGAUACCCUUCUCCGAGAACGUCAAGGACCGCACCAGAGACAUCCUCAGCGUCGUGGCGGCUCUCUUGUUCAGCGCCGGUUGCGGUGCCCUCACCGCGGCUACCAUGUACCUCGCCUGGGCUUUCGUCGUGGACCGUCGCGGCGGAUACGAUUUCGAGGAGGAGGAUGAUUACGAGAACGAGGAGUCGGAUGCGGCUAGCUUGAAGAAGUUGGGUUACGUCAAGAUCCAAGAUCCAGCUCCUGUGAAGGAAGCUGCUUAAUUCUAGAUUGUUAUUAUCAUCAUGAGUGUCUCUCGCGUUUAUGUUAUUGUCUACUUAUGUUUAUGGAUCUAUCUAAACCUAAUUAUUACUGAAGUACUAGUGUUUACCGUUUGUGUAGUGCAUGUUUAAAGUUUUAAAGUGUUAGUUGUGUCUGCAGAUAUUAUCUUGAUACCAAUGUGUCUCGUUUAAGACCGGAUACUUUAUGGUUUGUUCAUGUAUACCAAUGUUGCUUGUUUA
This is a messenger RNA of Raphanus sativus (radish), 869 nucleotides long. RefSeq lists its product as uncharacterized. NCBI's taxonomy places the organism in Eukaryota, Viridiplantae, Streptophyta, Magnoliopsida, Brassicales, Brassicaceae. The transcript has a single exon. The record is from RefSeq and is a predicted model, not a curated record. Bases 69 to 632 code for a protein of 187 amino acids.